AUGGUCAACGUCCCAAAGACCAGACGCACUUACUGCAAAGGCAAGGAUUGCCGCAAGCACACCCAACACAAGGUCACCCAAUACAAGGCCGGAAAGGCUUCGUUGUUCGCUCAGGGAAAGCGUCGUUAUGACCGAAAGCAAUCUGGUUAUGGUGGUCAGACAAAACCCGUUUUCCACAAGAAGGCAAAGACCACAAAGAAGGUUGUGUUGAGAUUGGAGUGCACAUCCUGCAAGACGAAGGCACAGUUGGCAUUGAAGCGUUGCAAGCACUUCGAGCUUGGUGGUGACAAGAAGACCAAGGGUGCUGCAUUGGUAUUCUAG
Botrytis deweyae is the source of this 321-nucleotide messenger RNA. RefSeq lists its product as uncharacterized. Gene Ontology annotation, biological process: translation. Lineage: Eukaryota; Fungi; Ascomycota; Leotiomycetes; Helotiales; Sclerotiniaceae. Gene Ontology annotation, molecular function: structural constituent of ribosome. The transcript is spliced from 4 exons. Bases 1 to 321 code for a protein of 106 amino acids. Gene Ontology annotation, cellular component: cytosolic large ribosomal subunit; ribosome. The record is from RefSeq and is a predicted model, not a curated record.